AUGGCCAGGAAAGCCUUCUCAGCCACUCUUUCUUGGCACAGGUGAAUUUGCCGUUUGUGAGACCUGCAGGCUUGGUCGUGGCAAAUGCAGGAAGAUUUGCCUGGAGGGUGAGAAGAUUUAUGGAAACUGCAGAUUGAACUUUUUCUGUUGCCGACCCAAGAUCCUGAGAUAG
Messenger RNA from Marmota flaviventris (yellow-bellied marmot), 172 nucleotides. Lineage: Eukaryota; Metazoa; Chordata; Mammalia; Rodentia; Sciuridae. The record is from RefSeq and is a predicted model, not a curated record.